Closterium sp. Naga37s-1 is the source of this 349-nucleotide messenger RNA. Lineage: Eukaryota; Viridiplantae; Streptophyta; Zygnematophyceae; Desmidiales; Closteriaceae. The record is from the annotation of a GenBank genome assembly.
UGGCAGGGAGUGUGAGCAGGGCAGAGGAGGGAGAGGUAGCGGUGAUGUUCUCAGGGGGGUUGGACUCCAUGCUGCUGGCGGCCCUGGCCCACCGCCACGUGCCCAUCUACCGGCCCAUGGAGCUCCUGAAUGUGAGCUUUGCCGGGGCAGCAGCACCGGACAGGCAGACAGCGAGGAUGGGAGUGAGGGAGCUGGUGCGAGCAUGCGAGGGGAGGAGGUGGCAUCUGGUGGAGGUGGACUCGACCCUCUCAGAGGUGGACCAGGUCAAGACGCACCUGCUCUCCCUGCUCUGCCCCUCCCACACGCACAUGGACCUCAACAUUGGUGCGGCACUGUGGCUGGCAGCUAG